Triticum turgidum subsp. durum (durum wheat) is the source of this 1008-nucleotide messenger RNA. Lineage: Eukaryota; Viridiplantae; Streptophyta; Magnoliopsida; Poales; Poaceae. The record is from the annotation of a GenBank genome assembly.
AUGGCGGGAUUCCCUCUAGGCGGAGGAGGCCACCACAGCCGCGGCGGACGCGACGACGACGGCAGCCACCCUCCCGGCAUCAACCCCUCGUCGUCUUCCUCUGCGGCCGCCUUCCUCUACGCCACCACCCCAUCGCGCGGCGGGUUCCAGCUAUGGCAGGGGCAGCCACAGCCGCAGCACGAGCAGCAGCAGCACCCGUUCUACGGCGGCGCCUCCUCCAGCAUCAUCCGCUUCGCCGAUGACCCGGCCGCCUCCGGGUCUUCGUCGCGGUGCGGAGGGAGAGGGUCUGGGGCGGGCACAAUCAGCUGCCAGGACUGCGGCAACCAGGCCAAGAAGGACUGCCCCCACAUGCGCUGCCGCACCUGCUGCAAGAGCCGCGGCUUCGACUGCGCCACCCACGUCAAGUCGACGUGGGUCCCUGCCGCCCGCCGCCGCGAGCGACAUCACCAGCAGCCGCAGGGGCAGGCCUCCGCCGAGCCGUCCAAGCGCCCUCGCGAAGGCGGCCAGCCCUCCUCCGCCACGCCUACCACUACUUCUUCAGGGGAGCAUCAGCAGCAGAUGAUGGCGGCCGACAGGUUCCCGCGGGAGGUGAGCUCAGAGGCAGUGUUCCGCUGUGUGCGGCUGGGCCCGGUCGACGAAGCCGAGGCCGAGGUGGCGUACCAGACCACCGUCAGCAUCGGCGGCCACGUCUUCAAGGGCAUCCUGCACGACGUAGGCCCAGACACCUCCAUCACCGGCGGGACCCGCGCCGGCCACCACGCCGCCGAAGGUUCCUCCCCAAGCACGGCAGCUGCUGGCGGCGCCGAAGGAGGCAGCGGAUCUACGGGUGCCGCCGCAGUGUCGUCAUCAGCUGUGGUGAUGGACCCGUAUCCCACGCCCGGCCCGUACGGUGCUUACGGCGGCGCGCCAUUCUUCCACGGCCACCACCCGAGUACGACACAGCAUUUAGGGGAACUCAGAAGCUUAGUACUCCCUCCAAAAGCCGAAAUAAUGAGUGCACUUACUUGA